UGUCACAUGUCACAGCUUUCCUCCAUCAUUCUUAUGGGCUAUGGAAUAACUAUUCUGCAGGAAGGAUGGAGGAAAUCUGAGGCGAGACAUCGCAUGGAGGAGGACCCAUAGAAAUUGUCGCUUGGAGAAGACUGAAUGGGACCUGUCAGGAAAAAGUAAGAGAAGCUCGCAUAACUUAAAUGGCAGGCAGGGGUAGUCAGCACAAAGUAAGAGGAGAUCGCAUAACUGGUACCAGCAGUGGAUUUGGGGAACGUGCAAUAAGGAUGUAUUAGAAAUACUGAGAUUUUAAAGGGAGAGGGCAGAACUACUUGAACUCGGUGCGUAGAUUUCCGAAAAGGCUAUCGAUCCGCCUGAAUUCAUUCAAGUCUUUUCAUCACUAAAGAGCCCGACGAAAAAAAAAACUGUCGUGAAAGAAGCCGUUUCUCCGUGGAAACCCUAUGGAAAAGUAGCGCACUCUUUUGUUUGAGCGGAAUGAUGCGAAAGAGGGGUUGCUGUGCGUCCUAUUAAAGCAGUGGCGCAGCGCUUCUGACGUUAGUAAGAGCUCUGAGGCUUACAGUGGGAGUUCUAGAAGAAGCGGAGAGGAACACUGCCCUGUCUGUUUACAUGGUGUAUAACCAGCAGCCCUGCUCGUGUUUGGAUUAAAUAUAACUUGGAGCUGUGCCCCAGUCAUCAAACAAUAAAUGUAUCCAGCUGUAACACUUUGCUAAGCUUUGCACAGUCUUGUAUUGUUAUUGUUCAUACAAGCUGCCGGGGGAGAAACACAAAGAAUCAAGACGACCCACGUCUGUCAAGAUAUAGUGUGGCUGUUACCGUUCAGAUUUCCUGCAAGUGCAAAAACCUUUUACAGCUGGAGCACCUGUCAUCGAUUGUUACCCUGAAGCAUCCCCCAAAGCACAGGGUCACAAUAGAUUCAGCCCCCUAAUGUUACAGCUUCUCCCCUCCCAGUGUGUCUGAAAGGGUGGAGACACUGGCUGUCACAUUUAAAUCUGCACAACAACAUGUUUUGACUUCUGCAUUCUUAAACACAGACACUUGCACCUGUGUAUUGUGUAUCCAUGUGCUUUAACAGAGGAAUGGGAGGGCAAGAAGAAGAGUAUGAAAUCCUAUCUCUGGCUGCCGAGUCAGGAAACUUACACCAGCAUCUUGCAGCAGGAGCACCAGCACUCGCCUGGGACCAAGCCCAUCUCAGUUAAGACUGGCAGUCAUCUCUUUCUGGGGUUCUGUGCAAGAAAAUAAACACAGUUCUAAAUUUUGACGUUUACCAGCAUCUGGGUUUUUAAGAUUGGGAUUUAUAAGGAAUUGAGAACAUUAUGGACAUAAUUUUUACACCGUUUACAUGCUCUUUGUGUUGGUACAGUAAGAGAAACCAUACUUUUAUGAACGAAGAUUUGUAACUAGUUGGUCCAUCAUGUUGAUGACUUGAGGCAUUACAAUUUUCACCAUCCCAUUUGUUGCUUUUGUUUUUUUUAAUGAUCUUCCCCAAAAAUCCAUUGACUUUAAGCACCGCAAUUUAGAGGGGAUGCACAGAAUGGUAGCAAUAACAUUUCUGGACAAAAAAGAAACAUCGGGGUUGUGGAAGGAGGAAAAGAUAAGCUGCCACGGAAUAAACUGUAAAUUGGAAGCCUGAAUGAGCUUUUCGGUGCCUGCAACCUGAAGGAUGGAGGUGGUGGGAGAUUUCGAGUACAGCAGAAAGGAUCUUAUUGGCCAUGGAGCAUUUGCUGUGGUCUUUAAAGGGCGUCACAGAAAGAAAACUGACUGGGAGGUGGCAAUUAAAAGCAUCAAUAAAAAAAACCUAUCCAAAUCACAGAUCUUGCUCGGCAAAGAGAUAAAGAUUUUAAAGGAGUUGCAGCAUGAAAACAUUGUGGCCCUUUACGAUGUCCAGGAAAUGCCUAAUUCAGUUUUCUUGGUUAUGGAGUAUUGCAAUGGUGGAGACCUGGCUGAUUAUUUACAAGCCAAAGGGACACUGAGUGAAGAUACAAUCCGAGUUUUUCUACAGCAAAUUGCUGCUGCCAUGCGAGUUCUACACAGCAAGGGCAUUAUCCACCGGGACCUAAAACCACAAAAUAUUCUUCUAUCUUAUGCCUCCCGGAAAAAAGCUACCUUCAGUGGUAUCCGGAUCAAAAUUGCGGACUUUGGCUUUGCACGUUAUCUGCAGAGCAAUAUGAUGGCUGCUACAUUAUGUGGAUCCCCAAUGUAUAUGGCUCCUGAAGUUAUAAUGUCACAGCACUAUGAUGCAAAAGCAGACCUGUGGAGCAUUGGAACAGUAAUUUAUCAAUGUCUUGUUGGCAAGCCACCCUUUCAGGCUAAUAGCCCACAAGAUUUGAGACUGUUUUAUGAGAAAAAUAAAAAUCUUGUCGCUAGCAUACCAAGAGAAACAUCUGCGUAUCUGUCUGACCUGCUUUUGGCAUUACUUCAGAGGAACCAAAAAGACAGACUCGACUUUGAGGGAUUCUUUAACCAUCCUUUUCUCAAUCAAGUGUCUACAGUCAAAAAGUCCUGUCCUGUCCCGGUGCCUACCUCUUCUGGGUCCAGUAUUUCAGGCAGCUCCUGUGGAAGCUCACCAUCUUGCCGUUUUGCCUCACCACCUUCUCUGCCAGACAUGCAGCAUAUCCAGGAAGAAAAUCUGUUUUACCCACCACUGGGUCCACCAAACUACUUGCAGGUGUCCAAAGACUCAGCCAGCACUAGCAGCAAGAACUCCUCUUGUGAUACAGAUGACUUUGUCUUGGUUCCCCACAACCUAUCUUCUGACCACUUCUAUGAUAUGCCUACAGCAGCCGCUGGACGGAGAACAUCAUCCAGUGAGUUUCUGAUAUGUGGAGGGCAGUCACCACUGAACACAUCAGGAGGCAUGAUAAAUGUGCAAAAACCUUCUAACGCCUUACGUUGUGGUUCAUCAUCUGUGGCUCCCAGACAAGGUCAACCUCAAGUAUCUCCUCGCAGUGAAACUCCUCCCAUUCCUGUCCCAACCCAGUUACGGAACUACCAGCGCAUUGAGCAGAAUCUUACCACUACUGCCAGCCCAACGUCUAACCCUCAUGGAUCCCCACGAUCAGGAGCAGUGCGACGCUCUAAUACAAGCCCCUUGGGCUUUUCAAAGGUUGGGUCUGGUUCACCCAGCUCUGCUGACAUGGUACAAGCUGUUGGACGCCGCUUGUCCACUGGUUCCUCACGGCCAUACUCUCCUUCACCGCUAGUUGGGACUAUUCCAGAACAACUUGGCCAUUGCUGUUGUGGAUAUGCUCAAGGACAUGAAUCUAGAAGCAGAAAUUCUUCUGGGGGUUCUCCAGUUCCACAGUCCCAGUCACCACAACCUUUGCUGGGAGCCAGGCUGCAGAGUGCCCCAACCCUCACUGACAUAUACCAGAAUAAGCAGAAACUGAGAAAACAACAUUCAGAUCCUGUGUGUCCUUCCUACGCUGGACAAGGUUUCGGCCACUCUCCCCAGCCUACUCGGCCAGUCAGUCUUGGGGCUUCUCCUACAAAGCACAUGGGUUCUUCACCAAGGAGCUCAGAAUGGCUGUAUAAAACUCCAUUACCUACAAUUAUUGGAUCUCCAACCAAGGCAACUGCACCAUUCAAGAUCCCUAAAACCCAAGCAUCUUCAAAUUUGCUAGCACUGGUUAAUCGGCAGGGUCCUGUAGACUCUUCUUUGCCGGCAAAAGAUCCAUUAGAAGCAAGAGAGUUUUCACAGUUUGUCUGCCCUUGUGGAACAGAAAAGCAGAGCACACAUCAACAUGGCAAAGCCACAUUUGGAAGAUCUGUAAGUGCUGGGAGGCUUUCAGACCAGACCGGGAGAGCUACUCUAGGAGGGCAGCAUUACCAGGGCAGCACAGACAGUCUCAACUCAGAACGCCCAAUGGAUACAGUUCCUGCAGGUGCAAGUGGAACUGCACUUGCUGUGCCCUCAGUGGGAAACAGAGGAGUUAUGUUCACUGUGGGAUCCCCCCCUAACAGUGCCACCCCUCCAACCUGCACCCAUAUGAUGAUGAGGACAAGAACUACUUCAGUUGGAUCAAACAGCUCUGGGGGCUCUCUCUGCUCCACAAGUGGUCGUGUGCUCAUGGGUUCACCAUCUACUUUUAAUAUGGGCUCUUCUCCCACUGGAGCAGAUGCAGCUCCAAACCUGAAAUACAUGUCCUAUGGCACAUCACCACCCAGCUUAGAAGACUUUAUCACAUUUGAAGCCCCAGAACUUCCUGAAGAAACCUUAAUGGAGAGAGAACAUACAGACACACUCCACCACCUGAACCUCAUGCUGAUGUUCACAGAAUGCGUAAUAGAACUGACAGCAACCAGGGGAGGGAAUCCUGAGCUUUGCACCUCUGCUGUGUCCCUUUAUCAGAUUCAGGAGAGUGUUGUGGUUGAUCAAAUAAGUCAGCUGAGCAAGGAAUGGGGACAAGUGGAGCAGUUGGUGCUAUAUAUGAAAGCUGCACAGUUCUUAGCAUCAUCUCUACAACUUGCCAAAUCCCAAAUAAGAGCUGGAAAACUGACUCCAUCGAGUACUGUUAAACAAGUUGUGAAGAGUAUGAAUGAGCGGUAUAAGUUUUGCAUUAGAAUGUGCAAGAAGAUGACUGAGCAGCUGAACUGCUUCUUCUCAGACAAGCAGAGAUUUGUGGAUGAGAUUAACAGUGUCACAGCGGAGAAACUGAUCUACAGCUGUGCGGUAGAAAUGGUACAAACUGCAGCACUGGAUGAGAUGUUCCAUCAUACAGAAGAUAUUGCAUAUCGUUAUCACAAAGCAGCGCUGCUCUUGGAAGGCUUAACAAAAAUCCUGCAGAGCCCAGCAGACAUAGAAAAUGUGCACAAAUAUAAAGCCAAUGUGGAAACCCGUCUGUCUGCACUCUGCUAUGGGACUGUAGCUGUGUAUGAGUCGUAACAAUAUCCUCUGGACCACAAGACAACAAAUAAAACAAGGGACCACUUUGUUAUACUGAACUGCUACUACUAGCUGCAGUCUGAGAUGAUGUCAACACACACCCACACUACAGCACUGGAGGCUUCUCAAGGAAAAUAAGAAAGUAGUGAAAGUCAACAUACCCAGGAAAGCUGCCUUAUAUUAGACACUCCUCAUCUAUUCUUGCAGGAAGAAUAUAUGCCUCGAGCAUAAAAAUAGGAUGGGAGGAAACAUGUACAAAAACUAACAUGGAUCUCCUGCAAGGCUCUUUUUAAUAUUAAUAGACAAUUAGGAGAAAGAGUGAAUGCUCCCUGCAGCAAACCUUUCGGCAAACAGUGACUCAGUAAUCCAACUGGCAAGAUAUAUGUUUCUUUAAAUUACAUUUUUUUUUCCCUGAAGGUCUUCACUGUAAAUUGUGAAACUGAAAGAAGCACCCAUGUUAUCAAAAUAAAUAGAAUUGAGAAAAAGCACUUUAUUUUGUGUAGGAAUGGGGAAAAAACAAUCCAGCAGCCAUGUCACAUGUUUCAUUUAUUUUUCAGUCAUUUCUGACAUGGCUACUAAAUUUAUUUUGCACUAAUUUCUUACGACUGUAAAUGAUCUUAUCCAUAUUAAAAAAAGGCACAAUGGACUUACAGAGAUGUUAUUAUAUUGUAUGCGUUAAAAUCAACUUUGAGAUGUAAUAUGUAGCUUCCUAAAAACUCCACAGACUACAAACAAAUGUACCUGCUACCCUUUUUAUACCCAUUUUACGAAUUACUUCAAACUAUCCAUGUUCUCUGCCAUUUAUUUGGUGUUAUUGUUUUGCUGUUUAUUGCUUUCUAUACACGUAGUGUGUUGUGCAUGUGCUCCUUUGAACUCUUCUGGGUGUUACAACUAAUUCUAAGUGUGUUUCAUGGACAGCGUUAGAGAAGGAAAACUGUACUGUCUGUGGAUUUACUAACACUACAGUGCAAUGGGUGUUCGAGACUGAUUACUUCUGUUAUACAACUGCAGUACAUUGGAGGUUUUACUGCAGGUUUUACUUUCCAUGCUCACUUGGAUAAACUACACACAGCAGUACAGUACAAGAUAUACAGAUUGGAUGCGAGCUGCCGUGUUACAUGCAACAGCAGAAAACCUGGCUGUUAGGAUGCAAUAUCUUUUUAGAAGGAUGUAUUUAUAAUAACACAAACAGUGGUGCUACUUAGCUGCAUCAUGUGUCAUAUGAUACACUUUGCUUUACCCUGUGACUCUUCCAAUAUAUCUUUAAUUUUUUUUGUGUGUAUAAUUAAUAAUUUUAAAAUUAAAUUGCUAGUGCAGGAAAUUCUUUGUUCAGUGCUAAGCUUUUAUUUCCUGUACGUUUUUAGUAGUCUUUGUACAUUACAAAUGUCACUGAAUUAUCAUUGGUAUCUGUGUUAGGAAUAGUGUGUUAGGAAUUGCGUGUGUGUUUCCAAUAUCACACAAGGUAUUAAAUAGGUGAGAAUUGUAUCAACUUGAACAGCCAACCUUUUUACUUCAUGACAUGAGACAUGCUGGAUUUUGUACUAAUACAUCUGGAGACAUAGAAGUUGCCUGCUGCUGAAGCAUACUGGGAGUAUAUCGGCAGUGGCUGAAGUGGUACCUGCUGGUGGGGGGAAUGAUAGUAUAUGUACUGUAAUUAAGGAAGUUCCUGGGUUUUGUACAUUAGUUCAGAAGGGUUGCCUGCUGUUUUGGAGUGAGUGGGGAGGUUUGUUCUGUACCACAAUCAGAGGCCGGCUAAGCCAGUUAAAAUUGAUUCAAGUUUGCCUCAAGAGGAAACUAAAAGUGAUUUUGGGAGACUGAAGUAACACAUGGACUUUACCACCAGUGAUUCACAUUAUUGCCGGUGGGAAAGCUUUUACAAUAAAGUUGACUGCAGAAACAGAGAUUUAUUGCUGGCGAUCUAUCUCCUGGUGUGCCAUUGCCCUAAUUCUUCACUGACUAAGAUUGCCUGCUGGCAGGGAAAUAGACAGAGAGUUGAACAGCAGAUGGCAGCAGUUCUAGUGACUACUGAUUUAUCUAUCCUGUAAUGUACCACCCUAAUGGUGGUGGCAGGCGGGGAGAUCAGUCACCCAGCGACAAAUCUUCUCUACUGGGGGCGGCGACUAAUCUCCCCAAAAUGCCUUCCCAUCGGCAAGAAUAUGAAUCACUUCGGAUUUCCGAAGUCGCCAGAAGUUUCCUCAUGAGGCAACUUCGGAAAUCUGAAGCGAUGUGUUUGCCAUUGCCAGCAAUUCAUAUUCUUGCCAGCGGGAAGGCAUUUGGGGAGAUUAGUCGCCCAAAGUAGGGGAGAUGUGUCGCUGGGCGACUCAUCUCCCCUUUUGCCUCCACCCUAAAAGGGCACUGCUAUUCUAAACAAAAAUGUUUACUUACUGUCAGCCAGUAGAAUAGUAAAUAAGAGGUACAAUAUUUACUUUCUUUCGAUCUGACUUCUCUUGUACUAGCAAAUAAUCCUAGAGGCCCUCUCUGUACUUUGGUUUUGAAGUAAAAGAAAAAGCAAACAAAAAAAAAUCCACAUUUUCAUCUGGAAGCUCUUAAACAACAGCAGCACAUAUCUAAAAUAGCUCGUUUGUUUUUUACAUUUUGUCAUGCAUUUUUGUAUUUGUUUCUUACAUAUUUAAUACUUGAAUGCACCAAUUUUUUUUUUUAGAAAUCUGGUUUAAACCCCAAUUCCCAUACUCCUGUCAGAAUUGGCAGGGAAAUAGUAAGACAGUUACACAGCUGUAAAGCAUUAAUAAUUUCAUUUUAAUGUUCAAAAGCAUUGUGGUUUUAAUAUACUUGAGACAUUUCUAUUUUAUUUAUCAAAGAUUCUGCCAAUUAAUUUGAGUGUUUAUAUACUCGCUUAUGAUAUAUAUUUAUAUAUAAAUAUAUAUAAUAUAUAUAUAUAUAUAUUUACACAAACACACACAAAUGCAUAUGUAUGCAUUUCUUGGUCUUUAAUACCAUGUUUCUACCUCCUGUUUGUAAACUGCAUGCAUUAUUCUUGACGCUAGUUAACUUACUGAACUGUUGCAAGGUAGCCUUUUUAUUAUGGCUUGUAUAAAUGUACAUUAAGAAUAAAUAAAACCAACAGCAAAACCUCAAA
This is a messenger RNA of Xenopus laevis (African clawed frog), 7976 nucleotides long. RefSeq names its product serine/threonine-protein kinase ULK2-like. The transcript has 29 exons. NCBI's taxonomy places the organism in Eukaryota, Metazoa, Chordata, Amphibia, Anura, Pipidae. The coding region runs from base 1658 to 4879 and encodes 1073 amino acids. The record is from RefSeq and is a predicted model, not a curated record.